AUGGCAACUGGUAGAGCUAAAAAACCCUGUAUUAAAUGUGAUAAAGGUGCAGGCAUUAUUAUAUGUGGUGGAUGCGAAGAAUGGUUCUGUACCAAACACUUCACAGAACAUCGACAGGAUCUUGGUGAAAAGAUGGAUCAUAUCGGUCAACAACAUGAUUUCUUCCAGAAAAAGUUAACUGAAACUAAUGUUAUACAUCCACUUCACUCACGCAUUAAUGAUUGGGAGAAUGCAUCAAUUAAGAAGAUUCAAGAAGUGGCAAAAAAAGCUAGAACUGAUCUAGAAAAAUAUUUAAAUAAAACGAAAACUGAAUUAAGAGAAUCGCUCGGCAAAAUAAAGAAUGAAUUAGCAUCAAGUCGUCAAUCGGAUGAUUAUACCGAAAUUGAAUUGAGAGAAUGGACUGACGAGCUAAACAAACUUCAACAACUGCUUGAGAAACCAUCGACCAUUGAUAUUGUUGAAGAUAACCAAUCGCAGCCACUCAUUCGUGUUGUUCAACAGAAAAAAAAACAAGAAUUUGCCGAGCCUGGUGCUUACGAGCCACUGCCUCAGAAUUAUUCAUGUCUCAUGUGA
This is a messenger RNA of Rotaria sordida, 573 nucleotides long. The record is from the annotation of a GenBank genome assembly. Lineage: Eukaryota; Metazoa; Rotifera; Eurotatoria; Philodinida; Philodinidae.